AUGAAGGCGGAAGAAAAGGAGGCUGAGAACAUUCGUGUAGCCGUGCGAUGUCGGCCUAUGAACGAGCAUGAGAAUCGUGAGCAGGCAGUCUCGUGCUUUACGUGUGGUUCAAAUGGCUCAGCUGUGCUCACAAAUAUCGAAAACCCCACAGAACAGCAUGAAUUCGGCUUUGACUUCGUUUAUGGUUGCGACUCGAAGCAAGAAUUGAUUUUUGAAGAUAUAGGUUUGCCACUAUUGGAUCGAGCUUUCGGAGGAUACAACGGUACAAUUUUUGCCUAUGGACAGACAGGGAGUGGCAAGUCUUUUAGUAUGACAGGUGUGACAGGAGGAUUAGAGAAUCUGGAAGGUCUGAUUCCACGAGUUAAUCGUGCCAUUUUUGAUCGCAUUGCCAAAGAUUUGGUCAAAAACUCCAACAAGCGCUUUCUUGUAGAAUGUUCGUAUUUUGAAAUUCAUAACGAAAUCGUUUACGAUUUGCUCAAUUCUAACGGCAACAAUAAGAAGAAGAAAGGUGGCUUGGAAAUCAAGGAGCACUCUGUGCUUGGAAUAUACGUGAAAAAUCUUCAGGAGCGAGUUGUAGAAACGCAAGAAGAGAUUGUGGAACUCAUUGCGCUAGGAGCACAAUCAAGAACAGUGGGAUACACGCAAAUGAAUUCCGAAAGCUCUCGGUCGCACUCGAUAUUUACGAUAAAGAUUCAUCAGAAGGAUGCUGAAGAUGAGACAAAGAGUGUUUUUGCAAAGAUAAAUCUUGUGGAUCUUGCUGGUUCGGAGCGCGCUGCGUCGACGGGUGCACAAGGUGAUCGGCUUCGCGAAGGAGCGAACAUUAACAAGUCGCUUAGUGCAUUAGGCAACGUCAUUAACGCUCUCGUCGAGGCCUCUCGAGCCAGCAAGAAGGUGUUCAUUCCAUACCGAAACUCGAAGCUGACGCGUGUGCUGCAGGAAUCCCUCGGUGGCAAUAGUCUCUGCUCGAUGCUUGCAACGCUUUCGCCCGCCAGUAUUAAUUUCGCAGAGACGCUGAGUACGCUUAAGUACGCUAGUCGCGCCAAGAGUAUUAAGGUGAAUGCCAAGAAAAAUGAAGCAUCAUCGCAGAUUUCGCAGCUCAAUAACGAAAUUGCAGCGCUUAAGCAAAAACUUCAAGAGCAAAUGGGAGCUACUCUUGGUCUUGACCCUCAGGAAAAGGAUAAAAUCGUAGCGAUGUAUGAGAAGCAGAUUCAAGAGAUGGACCGUGUAAGGCUUCAAACUUGGGAGGACAAAGCAAAGCUCUCCAAACAGCACGAAGUGGAGCGCAAGAAACGUGCUCGAGAACGUGCUCAGGCUGAUCAGUGCAUUCGAGAUGAACGAACAAAAAAGUGGCGAUUGCUUGAAGAAAAGGGUGAUCUUGAGCUUAUGAUGCGUGCCCUUCGCGAUGUUGACGACCCCAAUUGCGUAGUAGCUGACGCCGGGGCAAGUUUGGUGGUUAUGCAAUGGCUUGAGACUGCUCAGAAAAUGAAAAUUAUGGAAGAUGAAGCCAAAGACUUGCGCACUCUUAUUUACAUAUUUCGAGAUUCCCUUCACAAAGACGCCGACUUAUGGGCACGACGAUGUGGUCUGAUUCCAGAUACCACAAAAGCUACCAACAACCUCAUUUGCGAUCAUCGGGAAGACACAACAACUGCGUCGGCUGCACACAUGAUUGCAAGUCAAAUGGGCAGCAAGUUGCAGAAUGUUAAUGAUGAAUGUGAAAAGUUGCAUUUAUUGGAGAAUCGGCUUGUUAAUGAUCGCAGUACAUUAAUCAACACGAUGACUAUUGAGUUGUUGCGUUUGAAGUCACUUCACGCGCAGAUGCAAGCUGAGAAAAGUUCCGUAAAAAACAUUUCUGCUGAAAAGAUGGUAUCAUUUGCAGCUCAAGCAGCAAAUACUGCAAAGGAAGAAGAACAGCAACUCGAAGAACGUGAGCGUGGUCUUUCUAUCACUUUGGCUCUCGUUCGUACUCAACGGUCGGCUCUUGUUCAAUCUAUCACGCGCGAUCGCCAGCGUAUAUUUGACUUCUCCUCAAUCAUUCAAUAUUUUGUUCGCUUUGCGGACCAGCACAGUAAAUCAUUACAAGUAGUAGCUGCACGCUGGGAUGAAGUUAAAAUUACACUUUUAGCCUUUUCGAAAAUCUGCGAAGAAAUAAAGAGUGAUAAGAUUAAGGACUGUACCGUCCUCGAAUGUGUCGGGGAUGGCGAAGUUGCGGCGCUGGGUCUGGAAUCGUGGUCGCUGCCAGACAGAUGUCUUACAGCCUCUUCAAAAUCUCAAGACGCCAAAUUUGCUCGUCUGAAUGGAGUUGAGUGCUGGAUUGCAGACACACAAGAUGCAACACCCUCGCUUGUGAUUGAUUUUGAGCUACCUCGUGUUUUUGAGUCGAUUUCUGUACGAGGUGGAACAGUUCAAUUUGAUAGAAGACCUGGCUUUUUCACAAAUACACAAAAUACGACACAGGGGAGUGAAGUGGCCUCACUACCAGCUUCAACAUUUAUUUUGGCAAGCAUGACUGGUCUUCAGGCGGCACAGGCUCGAGGCCAACUUGAGGAAGUAGCAGGAUUAAAUGAAUUGACGUACAAGCUUUUGGGCUACGUGAUGUCUUGGCAGGACUUGCUGAAAACUAAUGUGAUCCCUUUUAAACUCUUUAACAGACCACCGGUGCGGUUUUUGCACGAUGUGAUCUCGGCUGUCAUGCAUAAUACAGGUUUCGCAUGUAACGCAAUUUCAGCGAAACAGCGCGACUACGCACAGCUUUCCACCAAGACUGAACGAGCAGAAUAUUUGUCAUCGAUUUUGAACUAUGUGCAAGCUUGGUAUCAGUGCCAGCCACAAAGCGCUGAGAAUGCUACUGGCGUAUCAAUCGCGGCAACAACGCUUAACAUUUUAGCAGGCAAAGAAUCUGUAGAUACCAUAAGAUUUUUAGGAUACUUUGCAUUGGCAGCGAUGGAUCAUGUGAUACAAAACAUGAAGGCGGGGAACCAAGAGCGAGCCGCGGGCUCAAAAAUCGACACGGAAGCUGAGGUGCACAAACAUCAAUUGGAUUCUUUCCAAAACGGUUGGGUCUCUCGUAUUCGCGUUGCCAUAAGCUUAACAAAUAAUUCUGAUGACUGGCGCAUCUUGGGCGAGUAUGUUGCAAACACGGACGCCACUGGAGUCGUCUCAAUCGCUUUAGCAGUGGACAAGGCUCAGGCUGAAGGGAACAGAGUUGGUCGUUUCCUGCAGCUUACGUGUGUCCAAUGGCAUCAAUACGCAGCGUUGCAGUGUGAGGUAUAUGGACGGCGAGCACUAGAGAGUAACUUGCUGGCAAAAAGACUCGAGAGAAAGGCAUCGAAUGCUCGCGCACUAGUCAACCAGCUUCGUCAGACAUCUUUGCUAGUGCUACAGGAGGCACAAGCAUCGUAUGAUCAAGCAAAGGUUGCAGAGAGUGAAAAGCAUGCGCAGCUUGAAAGCUAUGGUGAAGAACUGGCCAAGUUAAGGUUGGCGAGCGCUGUCUGGAAGGACAGAGAACGCGAGAUGCAAGAGCAAUAUGCGUGCCUUAAUGCUAAAUCAAAGUCUGCAAAUCAACGUGCUGAUCAAGAAAAAACGCGCGGAGAUGCGCUCCAAAGUGAGCUUACGCAGGCUUUUAAUCGAGCAGGGGAGUCUAAGCGUCAAUUGGAUACCUUGCAAGCACAUAUGACUGAGAGAGAAGAUCUGUUACAGACGCUGUUGAUUCAAAAUGGAGAGCAAAAGCGUGCGCAUGAACUCUUGCAACAGACUAAGAAGCAACUUGAGGAGUUAGUGGACAAAUUGUGCGCACAAUUGUCUGAUAAGAAGCACGAACAAGACACAACCCAGCAGAAAGGGCAGUCUUGCGUUGCCGAACUAAAUAUUGAGCUGAUGUCGGUUCGUGUACAGCUCGAUGAACAACAUCGUGCACUGUCAGCUGCCGAGUUGCGCUAUAACGAUCAACAAGCUUUUGGACAGCAACAAUAUGCUCUUUUGCAGCAAACGCGUGCUGCACUCAUUCGAAAAGAGGCUGAAGCAGAUGCACAGGCAAACAUUCGGACAGUGGAGAGCAAAGCUGCUUUCAAAGUCUUGCAGAAUGAGAGCGAUCUUGUAAAGCAGGAGCUUAAACACGCACUGGAUCAUUUUGCAGCUUCAGAAGCAGAGCUUAUCAGCUGGAAGCGACGAGCCGAAGCAGCAGAAACCCAGCUCCAGGCACAGUGUCAUGCAAUUGGCGGUGCUGCUACUGACGCCAAUGGCAAAAGGUAUACGGCUGAAUUGGACGCAGCAGGACGAGAAUAUCAAAGACUUUUAUUGGAAGCUCAGACAAAUGACCUCCGUCGGUUGGCUGAACUUGAAAAGUUGGAAGCAAAGCUUUGUAGUCUAAAACACGAACUUGCUGAAAGUAAUGAGAAGGCACAGAAAGCAGAUCAUGCCUUGUUUGAGUCCUUGCAAAGGCUGAAGGAAUUUGAAGAGACCGAAGAAGACUUGCAGCUUCAGCUUCAGAUAGUCACGGAUGAGCGGGACUCAGCUCGGCAGAAGGAAGAGCAGCUUUUCGCUGAAACAAAUGAAAAGGACCAGGAAAUUGAGCGAAUUCGCGACGGCUACGUGUGGGUGACAGACCGGAUGAAUUUGAAGGAGGACGAGCUCAGUGAGCUGCAUGACCAGUUAGAAAGAUAUCAAGAGUCUCAAGUAGAUAAGUUUCGAGAUGAAUUUGCCACGCUAUAUGCCUCUGCUACUGGUGCCAUGGAUACUGUAGUAUGGAGCGAUGCAAUGAUUGUCAAAUUGGCUGAGUGGAUUGAGGUUCGCAAAAAUCUCACAGACACUUUACCUAAAUACGUGAUUACACCUCAAGUCCCGGAUCCCGAAUCCGAACAUUGCACUGCAAAUCCUGUUAAAUUUUUCCAAACUGAUACAAACGUCAAAGCUGUUUGCUGUGAUGACGAAACCGAUUACGAGGACGAUUUCGAUGAAAUUGACGUCAAUGAUAAAGCAAGUCAAAGGAAAUGA
Molecule: messenger RNA, 4992 nt
Organism: Plasmopara halstedii
Lineage: Eukaryota; Oomycota; Peronosporomycetes; Peronosporales; Peronosporaceae
Product: kinesin-like protein
Exons: 4
Coding region: 1-4992 (1663 amino acids)
Biological process (GO): microtubule-based movement
Molecular function (GO): ATP binding; microtubule binding; microtubule motor activity
Source: RefSeq, a predicted model, not a curated record